Messenger RNA from Ostertagia ostertagi, 1509 nucleotides. Lineage: Eukaryota; Metazoa; Nematoda; Chromadorea; Rhabditida; Trichostrongylidae. The record is from the annotation of a GenBank genome assembly.
AUGGAGGCUGUUCGAGAGGCUAUGCACUCCGUUUUCCUGUACUACGCAAUAAAAGCCGGAAUGGACAUGGGUAUCGUGAACGCUGGAGCAUUGCCGGACCUCUUGAUACUGAUUGAAGAUCUUCUGUUCAAUCGUGAUCCAGACGCUACCGAGAAAAUGCUCAUUGUAGCACAGAACAUGAAGAAAGGUGAUAAGAAAAUCGAAAAAUCGGAGGAGUGGCGAGAUCUUUCUGUGGAAGAACGCUUGAAAUACGCUUUAGUCAAGGGCAUUGACUCGCACGUUGUGGAGGACACAGAGGAGGCUCGUCGCAUGACCGACAAAUAUCCGCGUCCACUUAAUGUGAUCGAGCGACCAUUGAUGGAUGGAAUGGCCGUUGUUGGAGAACUCUUUGGUUCUGGAAAAAUGUUCUUGCCACAAGUGAUCAAAUCCGCACGUGUGAUGAAAAAGGCUGUAGCGCACCUUAUACCGUUCAUGGACCAAGAACGUGAGGAGAACAUCAAGAAAUUAGGAUUAUCUGCUGACGAGGUAUGUCCCAUGUUCUUGCUCAGAGGAGAGUCCUAUCUCACUCACUUUAUAUUUCUUGUUCAGAGCCCAUAUCAAGGAACAAUUGUUCUCGCCACGGUCAAAGGAGAUGUUCACGACAUUGGAAAAAAUAUAGUAGCAGUGGUUUUGGGAUGUAACAACUUUAAGGUGGUGGAUCUGGGUGUGAUGACACCCUGCGAGGCAAUAAUCAAAGCUGCUGUUGAAGAGCAAGCUGAUUUCAUAGGUUGCUCGGGCCUCAUAACGCCAUCGCUGGACGAAAUGGUUCAUGUUGCUAAAGAAAUGCAGCGUGAGGAGCGACGACGUCGAAAAACGCACACUGCUGUAAAAAUUGCACCUCGAUAUCAUAAUCCUGUGGUUCACUGUUUGGAUGCCAGUAAAUCUGUAGUGGUGUGUUCAUCUUUGACGGAUAAAACAACAAGAGAUGCCUUCAUUGCUGACCUCAGUGAGGAGUAUGAAGAGGUUCGUCAAGAGCACUACGAGUCGCUGAGGGACCGUCGUUUCACCCCUCUGGGGGUGGCAAGAGCGAAGCGAAUGCUGGUGGACUUUGAAAAAUUUUCCCCAGUAAGACCGUCAUUCCUCGGUCGACGCAAAAUAGUGGACUUCGAUCUUCGCCAGCUACUGCCAUUCAUCGAUUGGAAGCCAUUUUUCGACGUAUGGCAGCUUAGAGGAAAAUAUCCGAAUCGAGCAUAUCCGCGAAUUUUCAAUGACGAUCAAGUGGGUGAGGAAGCAAAGCGUGUUUACGACGAUGCCCAGAAUUGGUUGGGACGGAUUAUAGGCGAAAAGAGGCUCAGGGCAAAUGCGGUGGUAGGCUUCUUUGAGGCAGGCUCAGACGGAGACGACAUUCAGGUGUUUGACGAUGGCCACAAAGUAGCAACACUUUACGGUCUUCGACAGCAAUCUGGGCGUGAACACGACCAACCGCAUAUGUGCAUUAGCGAUUUCAUCAAGCCACUUGAAGACGGUAAG